AUGGGUAACGGUAUAACAAUAAAUAAAAAACAACUUCCUGGUGUUCCACAACCACCUGGUGCACGUAAAAUUGUUGUUAUUCCAUAUCAAAAAUGGAUCUAUCAUGAUGCACGUCGUUUUGGUCAUUUUAAUCAAUUUAGUACCGAUAGUGGUUGUGAAAUAAUUUCAAAUAAUAAUAAUUCAAAUAAUAAUACAAUUUUAUCUGUUCUCCCUUCACUUUCAUCAAGUUCAUUUUCAACUCCAACAUCUUUUGUAUCAACAUCAUUAUCAUUAACAAAUGAUUUUAUUGUACAAACUAAAACACAAUUAACAUCCGCAUCUGUUCCUUCAUCUAUAUCAUUUUUAACUAAUAAAUCUAAUAUUCGUAAUAAUAAUAAUGGUAAUCAAAAUCCAUCAGCAUCUGCUUUAGUUGGUUCAGCAAUGAUUCUAUCAAGUUCAUCAUCAACAGUAACAUGUUCAUCAACAAUGCCAUCAAAUGAUUCAGAUUUUCGACGUUUAAAUCCUAAACCAGUUUAUUAUGUUAAUGGAAGAUUUUUUAAAAGUUUAACACGUCUUGGUGAUGCACAAUUUAUAUUAAGUGAACAUGGUGAAGAUGAUAUUAUAUUAACAGUACCAUCAAAUAUUGAACGUUAUCGUACAAAUGAUAAUACUGUACGUGAACGUAUACAUCGUUUAAAUCGUGUUAUAGCAUGCUGUGACGAAUUUAUUGUCUUUCAAUUAUGGAAAGGAAAUAAUGAAGUUGAAAUAUUUGUAUUUGAUCGACCGAUAUUAAAUGAACCAUCAGAUAUAAAAAUUUCAUCAAAAAAAUGUACAUGUUUUCAUCGACAAACACAACAACAUCAAUCAUCAUUAAAUCAAUCAUCUGAUCAAACAAAUUCAACAACACGUAUAAAUACACCAAAUCGACAUAGUUCAUUAAUGCAAACAGCAACAUUAAGUGCUUAUCAUACAAGUGAACCACAACGAUCACCAAUUAAAUCAUGUUCAUUAUUAAAUGAUACUGAAAAUCGUUUAGAUAUGCAAAAUGAUGCAUAUGAAUUUGUUGAUAAUACUAAAAAAUUUUCAUAUUUAACCGGUUCAGCUCGAUGUACAUUGGUAACUGCUUCAGCUAUUAUGGCUGCUAAUUAUAAUACUAACAAUAAUACUAAUAUUUCUAAUAAUACAAUAUCAUCGACUAUGUCGAGGAUUCGAUUUGGAAAAUCGAUCAGUCGUGCAAAAUCAACAAAUACACGUUCAUAUUCAAUAUCAAAUACAAAUGAAGUUAUAAAUAGUAAAAAUUCUCAAAAUUUAAUUCAUGAUUCCAAACAUCGUUCAACACCUUAUUUAUCAUCAUUAUCAUGUAAUUGUAUGGAUAAUAAUGAUACUGUAUUAUUAUCAUCAUCAUCAUCAUCACCAACAUUUUAUUUAUCAUCAUCAUCAACAUGGAAUAGUCGUAUUGUUCGAAAACUUAAUUCUGUUGCACAUCGUUUUAAUGCACGAUCUUAUGCAUGUUUAAUAUCACCAGAUCGAACAAAAUUAUUAAUUACACCUGAUUAUGAAGAUAAACAUUCAUAUAGUCAUCAAAUACAUGAAGUAACAGUUAUAUUUGAUAUAAAAACAUAUGCUAUACUUCGAAUAACACCUGCUCGUUAUGAUCAACGAUUUUCAUUUGAUCCACGUUUUGGUCAUUCACGUUUAGCAGAAUUUGAUACAGUUCGUGGUCAAAUAACAGAUAUAACAAAAGAUCGUGUACUUGUUUGUUCAAAUCAUACAUUAAAAACUAAAGUCUAUCGUGUAGAAUAUACUAAUGAUGGACAUUUGAUUAUUGUUCUAUGCACACUUCCGAUAUUUCAACGUGUUAAACGUAAUUAUUUUCUCUAUAUUCUUAAUUCUUCCACAUUAUUACAUACACGAAGUAUUAUCGAUUAUCGUGGUCCAUUUUUUUCUCCAUUUGUAUUUACAAAUGAAUUUUCAUUAUUAUUUAAUAUUUAUCCAUCAUUAUCAAAUUGUGGUUCAACAUUAGCUGUUUUAAAAAAUAUUGAACCAUCAUUAAAUGUACGUCUUAUUGAAGUUUAUUCAUUACCAUAUACAUGUACAACAUUAAAAGAAGUAACAAGACGAAAUAUUUUACGUUAUGUUGAUCGAAAACAAAUAAAACAAUUACGUUUACCUGACAAUUUAAAAGCUUAUCUAGCUUAUAAACCUCAAUUUACAUAA
Rotaria sp. Silwood1 is the source of this 2196-nucleotide messenger RNA. Lineage: Eukaryota; Metazoa; Rotifera; Eurotatoria; Philodinida; Philodinidae. The record is from the annotation of a GenBank genome assembly.